Molecule: messenger RNA, 417 nt
Organism: Exaiptasia diaphana
Lineage: Eukaryota; Metazoa; Cnidaria; Anthozoa; Actiniaria; Aiptasiidae
Product: ADAMTS-like protein 1
Exons: 3
Coding region: 58-417 (119 amino acids)
Source: RefSeq, a predicted model, not a curated record
GGGAAGACAUUUGAAGAUUUUUAUCAAUCAUCCGUUAAGAACCUUUCUUCUACUUUUAUGGCAAGGAACGCACUUUACGCUGUAUUGGCAGGAAUGGUUAUCAUUUAUGUACAAGGACGUCAACAGAAAGCUCAGGAAAAGCUUGAUGGAGGUUUGUCUGGAUAUGGACCCUGGUCAGCUUGUGAUCAAGUUUGUGGGCAUAAUGGAACACAAAAAAGAACUCGUACUUGUGGCGACCUUGAUGGAAAGGACUGUAUCGGAGAUCCACUUAUUCGCAGUUGCAACAGUACUAACUGUCCACACCCCUGCAGUUUCGAUGGCUUCUUGAUACAGCUCCUAAAUGUGUUCGACCCUACAAUAGUAGUCAAUAACAAUCAGAUUGCAACUUUUUCUGAAAUAUGGAAAGGUAAACAAUGA